This is a messenger RNA of Didymodactylos carnosus, 630 nucleotides long. The record is from the annotation of a GenBank genome assembly. Lineage: Eukaryota; Metazoa; Rotifera; Eurotatoria; Philodinida; Philodinidae.
AUGGUCUAUGGUGUUGAUUCGGGUGUGCUUGAGUCACCAGCUGACAGAUAUGGAAAAACAUCACUUUGUAUGCGUAAUGCAAAACGGUUGUUUAAAUGUGCCGCCUAUGUAUUCUAUUUUAUUGGUGUUUUGAUAUUUGCUGUAGCCAGCAAAGGCUCAUUUCUUCUAAUGACACAAAGUUUAGGAAAUCGUUUUCAAGAGAAGCAAUAUGCUAGUCGGUGGUCUAUUAUGCUGGUAGCCGUUGUAUGUGUACCAUAUGUAUUUUUAUUUCUCGAAUCGUUAGCUAAAAGUUUAUUUCGUAACAAACGUGGACCGGCAUUGAUCGAUUUAUUGACUAUAUUCGUUCUGGAAAGUAUUCAUACAUUUGGUCUAUGUUUACUUGUAUUUCGUGUUUUGCCAAGUAGUGAUGUUAUUCGAAGUUUAUUAUUGAUGAAUGCUGUAUGUACAAUACCAAGCUUUUGUAAAUUAACAUUAUCAAAAAGUAAUACGCGACCCGUUCUACGAUGUUUUAUGUUAUUUAUUGAUUUGGUUGCGUUUGUUGCUCAGUGUUCAGUCUAUUUUAUUGCUACAAGCACACAAUAUACACCAUUUUUAUCUAAAACAACAACAACACCAUCUUCUAUAGAUAAU